GAAUAUGGGCCCAUCCAGGGUACACCUAUUGCCAUGGUUAUCAGAUGUGUGAGAGCUUAUCACUAGGGGAAAAACUGAGGGCUGUGUUUUCAGUAAAACUUUUUUUUUUUUUUUUUUGCUGAUCUGUGGAAGAACCUAUUGAGUGUGGAUUGUGGCUUAUAUGGGUAUUGGUGGAGAUGAAAAUCUCCCUGCUAUUGCUUGGUUGAGUGGAGUGCACUCCAAAUUGUUGUUGCUGGAAUCCAGCCUGAAACUCUCCCCUCCCUCUGAAUUCCAUACUCCCUCAAAUUUGGUAGUCCAGCAAACCCGAGGACCUGGGCCUUAAAUUCAGUCAGGUGGUGCUAAACAGGGGGAAGGAAAAUUGUUGGGGAAUUGUGUGUGUGUGAUGUAUUUAUAUUAACUUAAUUGCUCUUUGACAAUGAACCUGUUUGUUUCCUGCAUACUGGAGCUACCUACAUUGAAAGGAGAAGAGAGAUUACUAGAGAUUACUCGUUCCACAGACACCUCUAGAGGAGAUGGGCAGCACACAAAUCAAUCAAAUAACACAUUCUUUUUUUUAAAAAAAAAUAGAUCAUAAAUAAAUAGAUGGAGAGAUGGACGGACAGACAGACAAAAGGCAGCCCAGAGAUGCCAGGAUUACACCCGAGAAGGGGGAUUACUCAGCCUGCUUUUGGGACUCCGCAUAACACAUUAAAUCAGAAAGGAAGCACAGGGACUGGGCUCGCACCAACAGGCUCAGAUGAAAUAGGCUAGCCUGGGGUUCAUUAUGUGGCGGGGCCACAAUCCCUGUGAGAAAAGGACAAGCUGGCCCCAGAAAGGCCCUGUUUAUUUCUCCCGCUGAGGGCGAGAGCGGGGGCGGCCUGCGGUAGCUCCGCCCUGACGGCCGUCUCCUUUCACGGGCGCGGAGGAGCUGCUCUGAAUGUGUUGCUAAGCUGGACACGCGCUCGCCUCGGCCAGACGCCUGUUCGGCUCGACCCCGGCUGAACCUCCAACCUCCGCCGCCGCCCCUGGUUGAUCUCGGUUCUUCUUCUUCGCUGCGGGCGAGGAGCGGCUCCAUCCUCUGCGCCCAAGAUGGCUUCGGUAACAGAUGCCAGAUAUGGACCCAAGGAUGUUUCAGACCAGAACUUUGAUUAUAUGUUCAAGCUUCUGAUCAUUGGCAACAGUAGUGUGGGCAAGACUUCCUUCCUUUUCAGAUACGCUGAUGACACUUUCACACCUGCCUUUGUCAGUACAGUGGGAAUUGACUUCAAAGUGAAGACUGUUUACAGGAAUGACAAGAGGGUAAAACUGCAGAUUUGGGAUACAGCUGGACAAGAAAGGUACAGGACCAUCACAACUGCUUAUUACAGAGGAGCAAUGGGAUUCAUCCUGAUGUAUGAUGUUACUUGUGAAGAGUCCUUCAAUACUAUACAAGACUGGGCCACUCAAAUAAAGACGUAUUCCUGGGAUAAUGCACAAGUUAUUCUGGUUGGAAAUAAGUGUGAUAUGGAGGAUGAAAGAAUUAUUCCUAUUGAAAAAGGAAAACAUUUGGCUGAUCAGUUGGGUUUUGAUUACUUUGAAGCCAGUGCCAAGGAGAAUAUCAACGUGAGGCAAGUCUUUGAACGUCUUGUGGACAUCAUUUGUGAGAAGAUGUCAGAGAGCAUGGAAUCAGAAGCUUCAAAGGCUACUGCUGGGAAGAAUGUGCGGCUCAUAUAUCAGCCACCUCCACUGCAGCAGAAGUGCUCCUGUUAGUGCCUCAAAAAUCAGUAGGAAAAUUUUCUCUUGAUGCAGGAAAAUUUUCUCCUCACUUACUGUCUUUAGAAAGGGAUGUCUCUGUGCUGGUGGAACUACUGUAAGUACAUUUGUUCUAUGUCAACAAAAACAUAUUCUGUGCCAUGAAUAAAAUAAAAAGUGGCUGUAAGUGCUAGCAUUCCAUUGAGAAUUUAUCUUAAGGUUUAAUAUUUUAUAGUGAAUUAUGCUUGGUGUUUCUAAUAAUUUUAUUAACAAUUGAGCCAAACAACAUGAAUUCAAAAACACUUCUGAAUCUGCUCAUCAGAAGCCACUGCUAAGACUGAAGUAUGUUUAAAUAAAUAGCAUUUAGCUGUAAUGAAGACAUACGUUAGAUCAGUGAUUCUCAACCUUUCUAAUGCCGUGACCCCAUAAUACAGUUCCCCAUGUUGUGGUGACCCCCAAGUGGGUGUGGCCACCAAUAAGAGGGAGUAGGACAGCUAGGGAAAAGGGAAAAAAAUGGCAGACAGCAUGGUUUGGUGACCCCCGUGAAAUGGUCAUUCGACCCCAAAUGGGGUCCCGACCCACAGGUUGAGAACCACUGCGUUAGAUGCAUGUUGAUAAAAGGGAAUUAAGACAGAAGCAAGUAACAGAAUUAUUAGCACGCGCAGUAAUAAUUUUGAGAUGCUGCGUUGCUCAGUUUCUUUCAUUUUAUUUUUUGGUAGUCUUUCCAACCUAUCGCACACUCAAAUAACCCAAAUAUUUCUUGUUAUUUGGUAAUAAGUCUCACAAACUCAGUGGUAAUUAAGAGAUGCAAAACGUUUUGCUAUAACUAAGGUUGCAAUGCUUUCUUCACCAUUAUCAGAAUAAAUUCAAACUUUAAUGAGGCUUACUCUGGUAAGAUUGUACAUAUAAUUUACAUAAACACAUACAAUAUUCAUUUCAUUUCAGCCAUUGUAUGGAAAGUAAGUAAAAAUAAUCAGUAACUGUGAUUUUUUUUCUCAUUUUGGUAUUAUAACAAAAAGAUUUAUUUUCUUGUAUAUUUAUGAUAUAUUACAAGAUACUGACUUAAAGUGCUUGUAGUGUAUUUGUUGUUCUUGAUAAGUUUCUGACAAAAUAAAAUAUUAUUUGGUAACUACAGGUUAUUUUAUUAAUUUAGGUUGCUUAUGAGUAUAAACAAUCUAUCCAAAUACAAUAGGAGGUUCUUUCAAAUGUACGGCUAUGUUUCAGAGUAAUUUCCUUUCUAAAACUACUAGGCAGAAUAAAAAAAAGAAAUUCAGGCAAUGUUAAUUAUAUUACAGUUUAUGUAGCAUGUUAGGCUGUGAGUCAUGUUGAAUUCUGCAGAUGGCUAUCAUGCUAACACCAAGGGAGAACUUAUUUUCCAAGUAUCGCAUAUGAAAGAGAAACUUGCUGGAUCAAUCUCAAUCCCUAAGGUAAAGAAUUUGAUUUAUUAUAAAUUCUGCCCUCUACUGAUCCAAAAAUGGAACAGAACAGAACAAAACAGAGCUAGAAGGGACCUUGGAAGUCUUAUAGUCUAGCCCCCUGCUAGAUAUGAUAAAUGACACUGAAAAAUGGGGAAAAUGCCUCUUGGUGUAAAUUAGAACUAGGCAGGGAAAACAUGCAUAAUAUAAUUUCUAGCAUUUGUUGCAGCCCCUUCAACUAGUGGUGACAAUUUUCCUGUGUAGCAAACAAAGCUGCUUAUGUUUUUAUCUGCCUCUUUGCACUGUUUUGCAGUUGUUUUUUUGAGAUUCUUUGUACUCAUCAAAUCAGGUCUCAUUAUCUUUUGAGUUAUGCUGGUGAUGCAGACAUCACCUUUGUGGCAUUUUCUCCAAAUACAUAUAUCUCUUAAUUCGGUGUUAACAAAAAUCUGAGAUUUUCAGAUUCAGAAGAAAAAUACACUGCUUGAAGCGACUUAACUAUAUUAUGGACAAGAAAAACUUUACUACGAAGCCUAAUAUAAUAAAUAGAAAUAUUAGAAAUAUGAAAUAUUAUAUUUAAUACAUUUCAAGUUUACCUUUUGCUUCCCCACCCAGCAUUCCAUGUUCAAAACACAAUAAAGAUAAAAUGAAAUACAACAAAUAUCAGCAUGAACGUUUUUAUAACACAAUUGGGUCAGUUGAAAAGAAAUUUCCAUGAAAUUAAAGCAACAAUUCUAUUAGCAGUAUCCCAGAAGUAACUCUUGAGUCAGACUCAACUUCUGAUAAAUUCAUGGCCAUUUCCAUGCAGUUUCCUUCACAGCAAUAGGAAAAAGCUCAUCACUUCUG
This is a messenger RNA of Crotalus tigris (Tiger rattlesnake), 3968 nucleotides long. RefSeq names its product RAB3B, member RAS oncogene family (gene RAB3B). The transcript is spliced from 5 exons. Gene Ontology annotation, biological process: protein localization to plasma membrane; regulation of exocytosis; protein secretion. The record is from RefSeq and is a predicted model, not a curated record. Bases 1069 to 1728 code for a protein of 219 amino acids. Gene Ontology annotation, molecular function: GTP binding; GTPase activity. Gene Ontology annotation, cellular component: plasma membrane; endosome; synaptic vesicle. Lineage: Eukaryota; Metazoa; Chordata; Lepidosauria; Squamata; Viperidae.